Molecule: messenger RNA, 815 nt
Organism: Canis lupus familiaris (dog)
Lineage: Eukaryota; Metazoa; Chordata; Mammalia; Carnivora; Canidae
Product: MAM and LDL-receptor class A domain-containing protein 1-like
Exons: 4
Coding region: 1-765 (254 amino acids)
Cellular component (GO): membrane
Molecular function (GO): protein binding
Source: RefSeq, a predicted model, not a curated record
AUGGUCUGUCAGUGGGAGCAGCUGAGCUACAGCUACAUGUGGAAGAUUCCAACGACUCUACAGUACUCUGGAGAGUAUUGUGUAACCAGGGCAACCAGUGAUAAAGUCAGUCUUGGCAUUUAUGACGGAGUCUCAGCUAUUGAUGACAUCAGAUUUGAAAAUUGUACCCUUUCUCUUCCUGCAGAGAGCUGUGAAGAGCCGGACUUUUUCUGGUGUCGACGCAGCAAGGCUUGCAUAGAAAAACUUCUGUUAUGUGAUUUGGUAGAUGAUUGUGGUGAUCAUACUGAUGAGGUUGACUGUGUACCUGAGUUCCAAUGUAACUUUGAAAAUGGAAUCUGUAACUGGGAACAAGAUACAGAAGACGACGUUGAUUGGACCAGGAAGCACGGUCCAACUUCAACACUUAAUACAGGGCCAAUGAAGGCUCAUACCUUGGGCACAGCUAAAGGACACUAUCUCUACAUAGAAUCUUCGGAGCCACAGGUUUUCCAAAACAGAGCUACUUUCCUCAGCCCUGUCCUCAAUGCCACCGAUGCAGGGGGCUGCACCUUCCGCUUAUAUUACCACAUGUUUGGAAAGCAUAUUUAUAGGCUGGCCAUCUACCAGUUUGGAGUAACACAAGAGACAGCUGCUGUGGCAGAUAUUUGGGAAUCAAGGCAACAGAUGGAUGAGGCAACGCCUCAAUCUUUCCAGCAGGAAGCCUUUUCAGGCAAGACCUUCAUUUUCCAGGAUGCACUGUGUAGCUGUGUAUGUCUUGAAAUCUGAACAGUAUCUAUCUCUCUACUAUGAAAUAAAAGGCAAGUCUCAACUUAAGA